UUUGUUUGCGCGGCUUUCAGGCAAGUUUGCUGAUUCUCGUCCUCUCCCUCCCUCGUUGGUCUACGUUUCGUGUACGCAAACCAUGCAUACAUAACAUAACAUGUAGCCUUCUUUUGCCCGUUCUUUGAUAGUGGCACGCACCCCUUCGAGACUUGACAGGUUCGAUCCAUCGUUAGUUAUAGUGAGCGAGUUGAAACCAUCCUUCCCAACUCAACUUCCCGCGCAUCCAUCCACCAGGCCCCGAGGCCUAAACAAGCAGCUAUAUGCGCCCUUUUCCCUCGAUCCGGUAGAACUUUGCGCCAAAAACCUGGCGAUUCGCGAGAACGCGGACAAACGGGGCGCAUGGAAUUCCAGCAAUGAACCGCCGCUGCCGCCGGCCUCCUCGCAUCCUUCUUCAACCAUAGAUCUAGAACCAAACCCGUUCAUCUCAAAUCUCACAACCACAUAACAACCCCGAGUUCUACAUCAUCAACACGCCACGCCAUGCCCCUCACCAUGCGCCGGGCCACCCCGGCCGACGUCCCGGACCUCGCCGCCAUCUACUUCUCCGCCUUCCACGACAACCCGGUAGCAAUGGCCUGCUUCCCGGCCUCCUCGCCCGCGUGCCGCGACUUCAUCGCCGCCUCCUUCACGGAGGAGAUGGCCGACCCGCGCGCCCACUGGCUCGUCGUGACGGACCCGGACGCCCCGGAAUCCCCCGACCAGCCCAUCGCCUGCGCGAAAUGGGUCGGUCCCCCCGCCGCCGCCGCCGGCGAGCCCAACGUCCAUCCGCCCCCCGCCAUCGACGCCUGGCCGAAAGAGGGCGACCCGGCCUUCGCCGACCGCUUCUUCGGCGGCAUCAACCGGCGCCACGCCGAGAUCAUGGCCGACGUCCCGCACUACUACCUCGAGCUCAUCGUCUGCCGGACCGAGCACCAGGGCAAGGGCGCCGCGAGCCCCUUGCUGCGCUGGGGCUGCGAGAGGGCCGACGAGGACGGCCUGCUGGCCUUCCUCGAGGCCGUCCCGGCGGCCCGGCCCGUCUACGAGCGGUACGGCUUCCGCACGGUCGAUCGGCUGGAGAUCACGGCGCCGGGUGGCGGGACCGUGACGCAGGUUUUCAUGCUGAGGGAGGGCAGGGCAGCGGACGACUAUGGGCGCGUGGUGGCCGGGCUGGGCAAGUCGGAAUAGGUCCAGUGUCGACGUAUGCAUCGAACCGCAUCGUGGGAAUUGCCUCCCGAGACAUUGGGUCAUGUGGCUCGCCGUUUGCAUAAGCACAACCCACCAUGUUGAACUC
Molecule: messenger RNA, 1273 nt
Organism: Colletotrichum destructivum
Lineage: Eukaryota; Fungi; Ascomycota; Sordariomycetes; Glomerellales; Glomerellaceae
Product: Putative GNAT domain, acyl-CoA N-acyltransferase
Exons: 1
Coding region: 484-1167 (227 amino acids)
Molecular function (GO): acyltransferase activity, transferring groups other than amino-acyl groups
Source: RefSeq, a predicted model, not a curated record